ACCUAGCGGCCGGGUUCUCUCCGUCACAUCCAGGCAGCUCAAGGCUAACAACCAUCGGAAUGAAAAUGCCGUCGUCUUUACUCAACAUUACGCUGCUUUCAUUUAUACUGGUUUUUAUUGCAUCACAUUUCGGGGAGGUCUUAGCUGAUGACAAUGGACGAGGAUUUGGGGACCAUAUUCACUGGAGGAGCCUUGAAGAUGGGAAGAAGGAGGCUGAAGCAAGUGGACUCCCUCUGAUGGUCAUUGUUCACAAGACUUGGUGUGGCGCCUGUAAAGCACUAAAGCCCAAGUUUGCUGAAUCGAAGGACAUCUCUGAGUUGGCCCACAACUUUGUCAUGAUUAACUUGGAGGAUGAAGAGGAGCCUAAAGAUGAGGCCUUCAGCCCAGAUGGUGGUUACAUUCCCAGAAUACUUUUCCUGGAUCCCACUGGUAAAGUCCACUCGGAGAUCACAAACAAGAAUGGAAACCCAAACUACAAGUACUUCUACAGCAAUGCAGAUCAAGUUGUGGCUAGCAUGAAGGAAGCUCAAGAGAAGCUGACUGGAGAUGCCUUCAGGAACUCUCACGUUGGUGACGAACUCUGAGAGCAGAAGAAGUGGCAUGGAAAGAUCUCAACCGGAACACUAUAUCUCUCCGCUGGUCACACUAGAUCGAUCCAU
Molecule: messenger RNA, 659 nt
Organism: Rhinichthys klamathensis goyatoka
Lineage: Eukaryota; Metazoa; Chordata; Actinopteri; Cypriniformes; Leuciscidae
Gene: txndc12
Product: thioredoxin domain containing 12 (endoplasmic reticulum)
Exons: 7
Coding region: 60-584 (174 amino acids)
Cellular component (GO): endoplasmic reticulum
Source: RefSeq, a predicted model, not a curated record